Molecule: messenger RNA, 1707 nt
Organism: Fraxinus pennsylvanica
Lineage: Eukaryota; Viridiplantae; Streptophyta; Magnoliopsida; Lamiales; Oleaceae
Source: the annotation of a GenBank genome assembly
AUGGCUUCAAAUUCUCUAAUCUGUGAAACCGGACCAUGGAAGGAUUUGACGGCACAUGUUGAGAACAUUAAGAAGACCCAUUUGCGUGAAUUGUUAUCCGACACCGAGCGAUGCACGUCUAUGAUGGCUGAAUUUGAUGGGAUUUUGUUGGACUAUUCAAGGCAAUGUGCCAAUCUUGACACCUUGGAUAAGCUCCACAAUUUAGCAGAGGCAGCUCAUCUCAAAGAAAAGAUUAAUCGGAUGUUCAAUGGAGAACGUAUAAAUAGUUCAGAAAAUAGGUCUGUCCUUCACAUAGCACUCCGUGCUUCACGGGAUUCAGUUAUAAAUAAUGAUGGGAAGAAUGUGGUCCCUGAUGUUUGGCAAGUCCUAGAUAAGAUCCGAGAUUUUUCUGAGAGGAUUCGAAGUGGUGCCUGGAUUGGAGCCACUGGUAAAGUGUUGAAAGAUGUAAUUGCUAUAGGAAUUGGUGGCAGUUUCUUAGGACCUCUGUUUGUGCAUACGGCACUUCAAACAGAUCCAGAAGCUAUUGAAUUUGCACAAGGUCGUCAAUUGCGUUUCCUUGCAAAUGUCGAUCCAAUUGAUGUUGCAAGAAAUAUUGCAGGCUUGAAUCCUGAAACCACACUAGUCGUGGUGGUUUCAAAAACUUUCACUACAGCUGAGACCAUGUUAAAUGCCAGGACACUGAGGGAAUGGAUAUCAGCUGCCUUGGGGCCUCAAGCGGUGGCAAAGCAUAUGGUUGCUGUCAGUACUAACCUCAUGCUUGUAGAGAAGUUUGGCAUUGAUCCAAAUAAUGCUUUUGCAUUCUGGGAUUGGGUGGGAGGCCGCUAUAGUGUUUGCAGCGCUGUUGGAGUACUACCUCUUUCUCUGCAAUAUGGAUUUCCAGUCGUGGAGAAGUUCUUAAAGGGAGCUUCAAGUAUUGAUCAACACUUCUAUUCUGCACCUUUUGCGAAGAAUUUACCAGUGCUAUUAGGUUUGUUGAGUGUUUGGAACGUAUCAUUCCUCGGAUUUCCUGCAAGAGCCAUUUUACCUUAUUCUCAAGCACUGGAGAAAUUCGCACCCCAUAUUCAGCAGGUUAGUAUGGAGAGCAAUGGAAAAGGGGUAUCAAUCGAUGGUGUGCCUCUUCCCUAUGGGACAGGUGAAAUUGAUUUUGGCGAACCAGGAACAAAUGGCCAACACAGCUUUUACCAAUUGAUUCACCAGGGUCGUGUCAUACCUUGUGAUUUUAUUGGUGUGGUUAAGAGUCAGCAACCUGUUUACCUGAAAGGUGAAAUGGUUAAUAACCAUGAUGAACUAAUGUCGAACUUCUUUGCACAGCCAGACGCCCUUGCUUAUGGGAAGACUGCAGAACAGCUGCUAAAAGAAAAUGUUCCCCGGCCUCUUAUUCCACACAAGACUUUCUCUGGAAAUCGACCUUCUUUCAGCCUUCUACUUCCUUUGUUGAAUGCUUACAACAUUGGACAGUUACUGGCAAUUUAUGAACACAGAAUUGCUGUGGAAGGCUUUGUAUGGGGUAUCAAUUCCUUUGAUCAGUGGGGCGUGGAAUUGGGGAAGUCACUGGCUACUCAAGUUAGAAAGCAUCUUCAUGCAUCUCGUAAGAAAGGUGAACCAGUUGAAGGCUUCAAUUUCAGCACUACAACAAUGUUGACAAGAUAUCUACAGGGAAGUGCCGAUGUCCCCAAGGAAGAUUGCACUAUUCUACCAAAGAUGUAA